This is a messenger RNA of Purpureocillium lilacinum, 423 nucleotides long. The record is from RefSeq and is a predicted model, not a curated record. NCBI's taxonomy places the organism in Eukaryota, Fungi, Ascomycota, Sordariomycetes, Hypocreales, Ophiocordycipitaceae.
AUGCCGACGACUAAUGGCCCACCGCAGCUUGCCUACGAUUACACGCCUUCGCCUACCAAGCCCUGGCGGCAAGUAGCAAGGCAGGGAGCGAAGCCCGGGUCCCCGCCGGCGCCCUACCGUGUCGAGUCCAGGUACUGCGGAACCGAAGUUGUGCCACCAGCACGAAGUACGGAGCACAGUACACACUCCGAAGUCGCGCGAGAGGCGGUGCAAGUAAACCGCCGACGCGGCAGGUUUCUUGGCUCCGCCGGAGGACCACUGCCCAGACACCUGGAUAUGAUGACGGGGUCCGGACCAGACGCCGCCUCGACAAGAGUCUGGCUGGUCCAACCGACUUUCGUUCACGCUGACCAGACGUCUGGCGGCGGGCCGGGCGACAUUCAAACCAUGACGCUGACAUCCGGCCGCUCGGCCGAGUCAUGA